GGCUUCUCAGCGACUUGAUCGCAAUUUUCGACAAGUAUACGUCUCAUUGUUCUUAUCUUGGUUUCUAAACAUACACCAGCAGCACAUCCACGAAGCAUACAUCAUAGAGGGUGUCUCAAACUCACUUCAGAAUGUGUCUAUACAACAUCCGACCCUGUUUAUCUCGCCAUGAAUCGGCUCUUCGAAGAGCACUCUUUGACGAAGAUGCACCCAACGCCGCUUAUGAUCUCAUGCGAUGUCGAUGGUACAAGUGCGCUUGCUCAGGCCUCGGUCAUGACUCGAAGCUUUGCCCGUAUAUCGUUGUACGCCAUGAUAUCGUGGGCUUGAGUGAACGAGAAAGAGCGAAAUUCCACGAUGCCGUGCUCCAUGAGGAAAUGGUCGAUCAUGGUUGUCCGAAGUGCUGGGCUACAAUAUCUACAAGGAAUUGGGCAGAUGUCCUCAAUACAAAAGAUCGAGAGAACUCGACGGCUGUUAUGUGGGCAGAAGCUCUACAAGAUGACAGCGAGGAAGGCGUAUCCGACGUAGAUACGAGUCAAGGAGAAUUCGACCAGGGCGAGAGCCUAGAGGAAUCAGAUCUAGAUCGAGAUCAGAUGAACGAUGAGAACGACGUUGCCAAAAAUUGCAAGAGUGAGGGAGCAGAAAGGCCCAAGAAACGGAAGCGAUCUCUGUCUCGCGAGUCUUUAGACGACGAGGAUUCUGUUCCGCCAGCUCCUUGGAUCCUACGGUCGUCAAGACGGAAACCACGGUUCACUACUUCUGAUUCUUUGUCGCCGUCGGAGGGCGAAGGUAAUCAUGGUGAUGACCUUCGUGACCAGCAGCGAGAAGAAGUGGAGCUCCAUAUAGCCAUACAGGCGAGCAAAGACCAGUAUGAGGUCGAGCAGAAGGCCAGGGAAGCAGCGUCACGAUAUCUCGUCUCAGAUAUAGGAGAUGACGAUAGAGAAGAUAUGCGGCUCGCUUGGGCGCUGCAAGCAAGCCUACAGGGGAAUGAUGCCGAAUGGAAAGGCGGCUGUGAGCCUGCGAAUUCAAGCCCCGACGCAAUCAGAAAAGGCAAGGUCAAAUCAAAUGAUCGUACUCCAGGAAAUUCCGGAGACGAUCUUACCAAAAUCCUCAAGGAGCACCAAGCUACAGCGGAAUCAACAUCGACCGGACAGCCAGCCAUUGUCACCGAGUUGGGUUUACCCAAGAGGGACGAUCGUCGUACAACGAACACUCCUAUUACAAGCACUCAACUUGUAUCAAGCGUAUCCAUCGCUUCUACGCUUGAUUGCAACACUAGUCCACGCCGUCCUACCAACAUGACCGGGAGAGGUUUCAACAAGCGUGAAAAGGAGUUAAUCGAGAAACAUGUUCAGGAACCAUUAAUUCACCUCCGCUCAGUCGCCGAGCGAAUACAGUUGGCAAGCCCAGAAUCGGAAAGCAGCGAGACCGAGCAAGAAAAUCUUAUGCACGAGGCGGCCGGCUUUGUUAGCGACGGAUCCUUUGAAAAUGUACUGACAAAGUUCUGUCGUUCGGAGGCAAAGGUUAUUCGGCCAUCGCCCACAAAAUCCUCGACCGCUCUUUCUGGGGUUAUUCGAAGAGGUGCGACUUCCGAUGGCCGGCCGGCCACUCCUCCUCCUUCCCAGGAUAGCAAUGAACAUGGCCCUUCUCCUUAUGCGGAUGAGAGCAUGAGUGACCAACUUGCUACAUUACUCGAGGAAAAGGGAGCCUGGCAAAAGGAGAAGGCUACGUUGGUCGCGGAAAACGCGAAAUUGCUUCAGCAAAACGCAACCCUCGUUCAGCGUCAAGCGGACCAGAUGCGGCGGCUUCGGACAUACGAGCAACUUUGCUUCCCCGUGGCUGACAAGUGA
This is a messenger RNA of Exophiala xenobiotica, 1847 nucleotides long. RefSeq lists its product as uncharacterized. NCBI's taxonomy places the organism in Eukaryota, Fungi, Ascomycota, Eurotiomycetes, Chaetothyriales, Herpotrichiellaceae. The transcript has a single exon. The coding region runs from base 132 to 1847 and encodes 571 amino acids. The record is from RefSeq and is a predicted model, not a curated record.